Messenger RNA from Iphiclides podalirius (scarce swallowtail), 213 nucleotides. The record is from the annotation of a GenBank genome assembly. Lineage: Eukaryota; Metazoa; Arthropoda; Insecta; Lepidoptera; Papilionidae.
AUGGUCCACAUAUCCGGUUCGUCAUUUGAUUCUUGCGGGUCUCUACUCUUUGCCGGUGCCGGCAGCCCGCGUGCCUGGGCGGGCGUCGCGGCGGGUGAGGGGGGAGGCUCGCGAUUGGCCCGGCUCACCUCAACGAGCGAGCGAGCCUUCGCUCAGUCUGCCCCCGACCGCCGCGGGAGUCGCACGCGCCUCCGUGCCGCUCCACGCCGUAUG